CCACCUCCCGCUCGAGGUGGGGACGGAGGCGGAGCGGAUCGCCCUGGGGCAGGACGUGUCCUCCCGAAAUGACCUGCCUGUAUCCUCUUGGGUAGAGUGCAUUUUAAGAGAGAUUCUUGGGUCCACGGGUAAGGUAGGAUACCUGUCCCGGUUAGGUAUGAUUCUGCCCUCCACCCCUCCCUCCAGCCCCUCAGUGUAAAACGGCAGAUGGUCUAGUCCAGCGAAGACACUCGCCCCUCGCCGCCCCGGAGUCGCCUGGUGAGAGGAGGGCGGACCUCGCACGCAUGCGCAAAGGCUCAGCAUGGGGGCGGGAGUAGCUGAACCUCUUCCCCGCGUCUGUGGUCAUUACUAGGAAGAACUGGGUAUAAAAAUGAACACAAUGUAUGUGAUGAUGGCUCAAAUCUUAAGAUCGCAUCUGAUAAAUGCUGCAAUGAUUCCUAAUCGAGUGAAAAUGCUUCCAUAUCUUGGUGUAAUUAGAAAUAGGAUGAUGUCAACUCAUAAAUCCAAAAAAAAGAUGAGAGAAUAUUAUAGGCUGCUGAAUCUGGAUGAAGGAUGUUCUGCAGAUGAUGUCAGGGAAUCUUAUCGUAAGCUUGCCAAGCAGUACCAUCCCGAUGGUGGUUCUACUACUGCCGAUUCUGCAACAUUUAUAAAGAUCGAAGAAGCUUAUAGGAAGGUGCUUUCCCAUGUGAUAGAACAAACAAAAAGACAGAAUAAAGUUAAAGUAGCAGAAGAAGAAGAGGAAGAAAAAUUCAAAUAUAAAACACCCCAACACCGGCAUUAUUUAAGUUUCGAAGGUAUUGGUUUUGGAACUCCAAGUCAACGAGAGAAACAAUAUAGGCAAUUUAGAGCAGAUCGUGCCACUGAGCAAGUGAUGGAAUAUCAAAAGCAGAAGCUACAAAGCCAGUAUUUCGCUAAUAGUUUAACUGUUAAAGAUGUAAGACAGAGUAAAGAACAAAAAAUAACUCAAGCAAUAGAGCGUUUAGUGGAGGAUCUCAUUCAGGAAUCAAUGGCAAAAGGAGACUUUGACAAUCUCAGUGGGAAAGGAAAACCUCUACAAAAAUUUUCUGGCUGCUCAUAUAUUGAUCCCAUGACCCACAACCUGAACAGAAUCUUGAUAGAUAAUGGAUACCAACCAGAAUGGAUCCUAAUGCAAAAGGAAAUAAAGGAUACUAUUGAUGAACUCAGAGAGGCAAUUUUAGAGUCGAGGAAAAAACUUGGGAAUCCAAUGACACCAACUGAGCAGAAACAAUGGAGCCAAGUUUGUGAGCAGUUUCAAGAAAACAUCAGAAAACUAAACAAGCGAAUUAACGAUUUUAAUUUAAUUGUUCCCCUCCUGACCAGGCAAAAAGUCCAUUUUGAUGCCCAGAAAGAAAUUGCUAAAGUCCAGGAAAUAUAUGAGACCCUUAUAAAAACAAAAGAAGUCACAGAUAAAAUCCCAAGUAACAUUGAUCAGGAAGAAGGGGAGAAAACCCCUAGAGUCAAGACAGGUUUUUUCAACUGGAUGAAUAUGUGGAAAUUUAUUAAAAUAUGACCACUUCCAUGUCCACAAUACUGCCACAGAUCAUUUUCAGUUGUACUGACAUCAAACAUAGAGGUUGAGAUUUAUGGCUAUAAAACAGGAGUUUGAGAAUUGUGUGCCUGGGUACUUUUCACCAAACUAAUUACAUCUGCAGUGAUGUAUAAAUGAGAAAACUAUACAAAACUGUCAGAGAAAUGUUCAACCAGCUUUGCUCUGGGAAUAUAGCAAGAAAAGAAGAGAACUUGUAAGAAAACAAGUUAAUCCAUUUCAGAGUUCAACUGUCAGUCAUCGGUAAAAUGAGUUAGGACAGGGACUUGGACUGGGGAUCAUAAAGAGUAUUCCAAAAGUGCAGUUUUAAAUUCUGAUAACUUAAAAACAGCUGCUGUUUGCCACAUUCAAACACAGGUACUUAGCAACAAUAACAAAAAAACUAAAAAUAUGUUAUCGAAAGUCACAAAGCUAAACAAGUAUGGAAUAUAAGCAAGUAAACCUCCAAAUGAUGUAUGUUUUUUUGCAGGUUUGCUGCAUUUAUAUACUUGAGGUUUUAUUAAAGCUCAAAACUGUUCCAAGACUUUUGGGAUACUCUAUAUGGGUGGAAAUGGUAAGAUGAGGAAAUUAGCCUAAUGGAGUUACUCUUAUUUUUUUGUAAAGGCCUUCUGUGUGGGCACUGGAUUAAAAAAAAAAAAAUCUGGGUUGUACUUUUUCCUGCCUAACUUCAUGAUCCAUUGGCUGCAGAAAUCAAUCAGCCAAGCUAGUUGAUUUAGCUAUUCUAGAAAUAGACUCCAGUGUCCACUUUUAAAGACUUUUGAGUGUAUUUUUAGAUCAUUCAGAGGUGAAAAAAAAAAUCCUUGGGCUCAAUGGAAACUUAAGAUUUCAUUUCUGGCGUCAUAUCUAACCAGAGAUUGAAAUGUUAUGUUUACAUGAGUCUACCUGAAGUCUCUCUCUGUGUCAUGUAUGGGACUCCCCAGAGUCCCAUAUGAAAAUCUCAAUUUCUGUCACAGAGAUCCUUUAAUAAAGACAAGAUAUCUGACUUUUGUGCCAAUUUUCACCUUUGGAAAAUGACAAGAGAUUGACAUUCAUGAGAUUGCUGUCUCCCAUCCACUUUCAGAAAAUCUGACUUUUAGGUUUGUGUAAUUGCUUUAGCCACAGAAUUAGGCAACUAGAAGGAUAUGGAGAGUGGUCAAAUGGAGCAGGUCAGUUCUUUAUUUAAUUCAAAGCACUGUAUUAUAUUAUAGAUGUGGUUCAGAAGCAUAGCACGUGCCACUCUGGUUUUGGAAAAACAGCUAUUUUGUAAAUUAUGGGGUAGUCAAAACAAAACUACAUCUUCAAAAGGAAAUUUCAGGCCUUUUUGCUUAGAUGAUGGGACAUUCAUUGGUAUAAAAUGUGAUUAUUUUCUUGAAUGAGUUAUCAUUUGGCCUCUAUAAUGAUAGUAUUACUCUAAACAAAAUUGUGAACAGUAUGAAUAUAGCUUUAUAAUGAGAGCUAAGUUCCAAAAUAUUUUAGAAGGCCAUGAUUCUGUCAAUCUUGUUAAAAAUGGGAAUUCGAUGUGUGUUACCUAAUUCCAUUACAGCAACAUUUGUAAAGGAAAUCGUAUUCAAUAUUGGGUAAUGGAUGGGAAGGCAAAGUUACCAGAAAACUCUAGUAAAUCCUUAAUUUCAGCACAGGACACUUUAUGUUUGUAAAUGUCUGUAGUAAUAAAGUUAAUAAAGUUAAUUUUAAUUAUUAUUCAA
Messenger RNA from Hipposideros armiger (great roundleaf bat), 3249 nucleotides. It is a transcript of the gene DNAJC28, whose product is annotated as DnaJ heat shock protein family (Hsp40) member C28. The record is from RefSeq and is a predicted model, not a curated record. NCBI's taxonomy places the organism in Eukaryota, Metazoa, Chordata, Mammalia, Chiroptera, Hipposideridae. The transcript has 2 exons. Bases 371 to 1531 code for a protein of 386 amino acids.